AUUCUAGGGUUACGAUGAGCUAAUUCUCCAAUUGGAUAUAUAUAACAACAAUUUUGCUCGUCCUCUAUUUCUUCUACUGAAAAACCCUAGCGGUGACAUAUCCACCGAGCUUAUUCCUCCAGUUAGGCUUUUCUCAUUCCUUUUUCCAACCAGCUAGCAUGGCGGAUGUGGAGACAGAGGUGGCUGCAGGACAGCCAAAGAAGAGAACGUUCAAGAAGUUUAGCUUCAGAGGUGUGGAUUUGGAUGCUCUCCUUGACAUGUCAACUGAUGAGCUUGUCAAGCUCUUCCCUGCUCGUGCUCGGAGAAGGUUCCGGAGGGGACUGAAGAGGAAGCCCAUGGCUUUGAUUAAGAAGCUGCGCAAGGCGAAAAGGGAGGCCCCUCCUGGUGAGAAGCCAGAACCAGUUCGAACCCACCUUCGCAAUAUGAUAAUUGUACCUGAAAUGAUCGGAAGCAUUAUUGGGGUGUACAAUGGGAAGACCUUCAAUCAGGUUGAAAUCAAACCUGAAAUGAUUGGUCAUUACUUAGCGGAAUUCUCAAUCUCAUACAAGCCUGUUAAGCAUGGUAGACCUGGUAUUGGUGCCACCCAUUCAUCUAGGUUCAUUCCUCUCAAGUGAAAUGUUCGGUUGCAGCUUGGUUACUCUCUCCCCUCCCUAUUAUAUGUAAGCGCCGCCGUUUAUCAAAUUUGUCUAUUUUAAGUUUUGCAAUUUUAGGACUUUAAACUCUAUUAUAGAGCUGGUGUUAUGGAUUCGUUUAUUGUAGUCUAUAUAUAUUGUUGGAUUUCGCAAUUUUGCAAACUUAUUUUUGUUAAAAUUACAUUUAAGUACUUGAUAAAUAUUUUCUUAUUC
Molecule: messenger RNA, 845 nt
Organism: Manihot esculenta (cassava)
Lineage: Eukaryota; Viridiplantae; Streptophyta; Magnoliopsida; Malpighiales; Euphorbiaceae
Product: 40S ribosomal protein S15
Exons: 4
Coding region: 159-614 (151 amino acids)
Biological process (GO): translation; ribosomal small subunit assembly
Cellular component (GO): cytosolic small ribosomal subunit; ribosome
Molecular function (GO): structural constituent of ribosome; RNA binding
Source: RefSeq, a predicted model, not a curated record